CACACCCCUCACCAGAUGCUGAAACCUCUAGGCUUUCUUUCUGGAUGGUAAAAUAAACAGCAAGUUUAUUUUUUUAUUCACUAGUAUUUAACUAUAGCUAUGUAUUUAUGUACUGCACCACAGGUAUAUUGCCGAUAUAUUUAAUUAGAAGAAAAUGUCUACAAAUAUCUGUGAUAGUAGAUAAAAGGAUGGCUACAACUUAGUUUCACUCUUAACCGGCACACCUGAUUCAAUUAGUCAAUAGCUUGAUAAUUUGUUGACUAAUUAAAUUAGGUGUGCCAGUUUAGGGUUAACACAAAAUGAGAAGCAUCUAGAAAUUCCCUUUAAGAUGUUUGAGAAACUUUGGAUUAAUGGGUUACAAAGAGAAAAUCAAGUUUGCAUACCCCAGGUCCUUGGAGGAUUUGCUUCAGGACGUGGCGUCUUUGCAUGAAGCAGUUUCUGGAUCUGCUACAGCCCCUACAUCACUGAUCAUCGUGGAUGGACUGGAAUGCUACCUCCGCAUGCCUGGAUUGAGUAGCGGCCUUCAGCAGGCGCAGUUGUCCUCUGCUGCGCAUGUCUCUGCGCUACUGUUUGACACGGCUGCAUUUCUCACACAGACCCUGGAGGAGAGAGCCGCUAGCCUGGCCCCCUGUCGGGUCUUAGCUUCGUUCCAGCCCGUGGGGGAAGGGCAUGCCAGGGACCCCUCAGCUCAAGACCCGGUAAUCUCAGUGUUGGACCGCUACUUUCAAGUUAGGUGUACCUUGGACCGGCGCUGGCAACCGUCCCCUGCCGCCGCGGGACCGCAGGAUAUGUGGCAUGUCUGCCUCUGUGGUGUUGGGAUCACAGGCGCCUUUCUCGCUGAGGAUGAGGAAAACCCAGGUCGGCCACAAGAAUGGACUCUGGUUAUUGGCGCCGAUGGCUCAAUGGAGUUUACACCUGUUUGAGAUCCAUUGACUUGCCUGUAUGUAACGAGCUGGAGACAUGCUUAGUGACCUCACACCUACGGUGUCAAUGAAAACGAGGAGAAAUGGUGGGAUGAAAUGUUAUGAAACUGUCCGUUAUGUUGUUAUGUUAUUGAUGAUUUGAAAGAAACAACCAGAAGUUACACUUCAAAUUGUAAAUGGUAGAUGCAAACAGGUUUUUGACCAAAAUAUCCUGGUACUGGGUAAAGGUCACAACACCAUUGGCCUUAACAGGGGCCCGGGGUUCAGUGGAAUAGCUCACAGUAGGUAAAGGGGUUAUUUUCUGCUAAUGCAGUCUCAUGUCAGUCAAACUGACUGCCACACGGUGUGGCCAAAUUGCUAUUUAUUUCAUGUAAUCUGACCAAAGCACUGGUUCCGAUGUGCCAAUGCUGUUUAGCGAACUCCAGACAUUUACAUGUUUGUCUUUGGCCAUGCUGUAGGUGUGAUCCCUAGGCCCUUGUUACACAUUUGUCUGCGGCACAUGAUGGAUUUCAGCCAAGUUUUUGUGAAAUUGAGUACUGUAUUAUGACUGAAUCUGUGUUCCUGACAGGUCUUCCACCAUCUAAGAUGGUGUGUCUCAAUGAAACAAAGUAAUGGUUUCCAUCUGUUCGUUCGUGUGUCAGAGGUGAUUUCUUUAGCCCCACUAUGCAUAUUUAAAAGAGAAAUGUGGAUCAUGUGUCUUACUAAACUAACAUUUUCAAAAUUACACGAAUUGGCAUUAGUAGCUACCUAACAGGUGCAUUAACGAGUGGGCUUACAAAGUUGCAAAUAGAGAAUUUGCCAGCCCAGCUAAGCAGCUGCGAAGCUCAGUGGUUCGAGUAGCUGUGUUUGCUUCUAAAGGCUGAGGAUGAGCCAGAUCAAGGCUAUAUUUUGUUUUUAUAAAAAUGGGCCUACUCAUUCAAAUCAACAAGAUUGCUUCCUACACUACUGUACUGGAGCAUUAAUACAUAACCUUUACCCAGAAAUCUCUUUGGAGUGUUUCUUGGGUAUUUACAUUAAGUUCACAUGCAUGGUGGUUUUGGUUUUAAGUUAAUCUACAAUCGCUAGCCAAGACAUCAGAUUUACAACAGUGUAUUAGAAUAUAGUUGAUUCCAGCUAGCGAGUGGCAUUAGUAGGAAAGUGCCAAGAGAACAAAGCCCUAAAGGACUUUGGAAAGUGCCAUGGUAACCAUAUGCCCUUGAACAGGCAACUAAAAAGUUAUUCCCAUCUGGAAUAAUUUACUUGAACUCAGAUCACGAUUUUUGACAUUUUUAUUAAAUACAGCAUUACUUGUUACAUGGAAUACAUUUAUUAUUUAGAAACAUGCUGCAUGUAAUUGGGUAACAUUUUGGCUGUUAAAAAAUUUUUUAGUGGCUGCUGGUAGAUUUUCAGUUGGUGCCCCCAGUAGUAACAAAGAAUCCUGUAGAAAAUACUGAUCUAAUGUGUAGUUAAUUUACUAAUAAACAACUGCUGCAUAGCCCAGAGGUCAGCACAACUAUUUACAACCAUGUAAAUACAAACCCCCAUGAAACUGACUGAUAUCAGUGGUCAGGCUAGUACUGUGGGUUAAAUGGCAAAACUGGGGCAGAACAUGUUUACUGAUGUCUUUUUUGGAUAGGUGUUUUUUUUUUUAUAUCCAUCCA
Esox lucius (northern pike) is the source of this 2563-nucleotide messenger RNA. It is a transcript of the gene swsap1, whose product is annotated as SWIM-type zinc finger 7 associated protein 1. Bases 351 to 923 code for a protein of 190 amino acids. Lineage: Eukaryota; Metazoa; Chordata; Actinopteri; Esociformes; Esocidae. The record is from RefSeq and is a predicted model, not a curated record. The transcript is spliced from 2 exons. Gene Ontology annotation, cellular component: Shu complex. Gene Ontology annotation, biological process: double-strand break repair via homologous recombination. Gene Ontology annotation, molecular function: single-stranded DNA binding.